CGUGGAGAAACUAAUUUAUAAAUACCCUCAAGUAUUUAAUAAUAAAUUAGGCACUUUUACGGAAGCAGUGGUCGAUUUAAAACUUAAAAUAGGGACUGAACCCAAAUUUUUUAAACCCCGUCCACUUCCCUUCUCGUUAAAAGAAAAGGUGGAACGCGAAAUUAAUAGGCUAGUGUCUGAAAACGUCCUAUCUCCAAUAGUCAUGAGCGAAUGGGGAACACCUAUCGUCCCGGUAUUGAAGAGAGAUGGAUCUGUCCGAAUAUGUGGUGAUUAUAAAAUCACACUAAAUCCAUAUUUGAAAAAUGUGAGCUACCCUCUACCCAGAAUCGAGGACUUAUUUUCCAAAUUAGCGGGUGGUAAAUAUUUUACCAAAAUUGAUUUAAGUUCGGCUUAUCAACAAAUUUUAUUAAGCGAACAGGCCAAAUCGUUAUCAACCAUAAGUACACACUUGGGUUUAUUUGCGUAUAACCGAAUGCCGUAUGGAAUUAAAACAGCUCCAUCCAUUUUUCAAUUAAUAAUGGAGAAAGUUUUAAUUGGGUUGGAAGGCGUUACGUGUUUCCUUGACGAUAUCUUAAUCGCGGGAAGAAAUAAGGAAGAACAUCUUCUUAGAAUAGAUUUGGUGCUUAAUAAAUUAGAGAAGUAUGGAUUAACAGUGCGAAGAGAAAAAUGCAAUUUUUUUCAAAAAUCUGUUAAUUACUUAGGGUUUGUAAUAGAUGAAGAAGGGCUCAGACCUUCUACUGAAAAGGUAGAUGCAUUACUAAAAGCUAUACCUCCUAGAAAUAAAUCGGAAUUAAAGUCAGUAUUAGGAAUGUUUAAUUAUUAUCGUGCUUUUAUUCCAAAUUUUGCCAGUAUGUGUGAACCACUUUAUAGGUUGUUAAAAGACGAAAGUUCUUGGAUUUGGAAUAAAACCUGCGAUCAAGCAUUUGAGACUUUGAAGAAAACGAUAUCUUCUAAACAUGUAUUAGCACACUACGACUCUGCAGUUCCUGUAAAGUUGACAGUGGACGCUUCUUCAACCGCAGUGGGUGCAAUUUUGACACACCGAUACGAAAAUGGAAAAGAAAGGCCAAUAGCUUUUGCGUCUAAAAUUUUGACAACCACUCAGAGGGCUUAUUCUCAAAUAGAUAAAGAAGCUUAUAGCAUAAUUUUUGGUGUAUCAAAAUUUACGCAGUACCUGUAUGGUCGUCAUUUUGUAUUAGUCACCGAUCAUAAACCUCUUUUGUCGAUUUUUGGGCCAAAGAAAGGUAUUCCGAUAAUGGCAGCAAACCGUUUACAACGAUAUGCUGUAUUUUUGUCAGCGUUUGAUUACACCAUUGAAUACGUUAAAUCGGAUAAAAAUGUAGCAGAUUGUUUAUCUAGAUUGAUUGAAGACAAUCAAACCGAGAUGAAAAAUUACUUGGACGACGACGACGAAAACUUUACCUACUUAAAUUUAAUAGAAAAACAAGAUAUUUUUCGGCUUGAUAAGAAAGUUAUUCAAGAGGAAACUAGGAACGACGAAAUAUUGCGAAAGGUAUUCGAAUUUGCGUCACAAGGUUGGCCAAGUGACUGCAAAGAAGAGGAACUGAAACCUUAUUAUAUUAGGCGAGACCAAAUUACAAUAGAAGAUAACCUAUUGAUGUGGGGACAUCGGUUAAUCAUACCAUCACGUUGCAGGAAAGAAGUUUUAAAAGAGAUACAUUCGACACACAUGGGAAUAGUUAAGAGUAAAUCAUUAACUAGAUCAUUUGUAUGGUGGCCUUCGUGCGAUAAAAACGUCGAAGAAUUUUGCAAAAAUUGUUUAGCUUGCUCUAAACACAGAAACAGUCCGCCGAAAGCUGAAGUGAUUGAGUGGCCAAAAACUGAACAGCCGUGGGAAAGGGUGCAUAUUGAUUUUUUUGGUCCACUGCAUAAUAAAAUGUUCAUGAUUGUGGUAGAUUCCCAUUCGAAGUGGAUAGAAGUUGUUUAUAUGAAGAACAUUACUUCGGAAAAUACAGUAGAUAAGCUACGAGAAAUAUUUAGUCGGUGGGGAUUGCCAAAGAUCGUAGUAACUGAUAACGGACGUUCAUUCGUGUCGGAAUGUUUCAAGCAUUUUCUAUAUAUGAAUGGAAUUCAGCAUAUUACACCACCACCAUAUCAUCCUGCCACAAAUGGGUUAGCAGAGGUUUCGGAACAGCAUUCACAGUAGUACGGGUGUUACUCCAGCUGAACUCUUGAUAGGAAGAAAGCUACGCAUGCGAUUGGACCUCAUUUUACCGGAAGAGCAGCUGAAGCGGCAGCAUUUACGUAAAGAGGAACGAGGGAGAGAUCCGAAGAGACUAACAAGAAACAGUGCGGAAGUGAAACGUAAUAAUGUGAGUGCGAGAGGCAAUUUUAAAAAAGGUGAUCGUGUUUUUGUGCGCGAUUAUCGACGUGCUAAACCGAGUUGGGUACCUGCAGAAAUUGUAGAACAAAACGGACCUCGAAACUAUAAGACAUUAACUAACGAAAACCUUAUCUGGAGAAGACAUUCGGAUCAAAUAAUCAAAGGACCUUCUUACGAUGAUGACGAUUUAUUAGAUUAUUAUUCACGUCCUUUGACUGUUGAUUCAAAUGCAACUAUUGUUAAAAAUGUUGAUGAUGUUGUAGUAGAGGAAUCUGCAGUUGGAAAGGCUAGUUCUCCGGAACCAAUUAGGGAAGCUGAAACAAUUGCAGAUGAUUUUGUAGUAACUAACUCUAGAAGUAUGUUGCGCCCAACCAGAAACAGAAAACCUCCUGACUGGUUCGCAAUAAAAUAACUUAUGUUAUGUGAGGGAGGAAUGAUAUGUAUUUGGGAAAUUGUUAUCUGAUAGCAGACUUGCACCAGUCGCGUAAUGCAAGUCAAA
This is a messenger RNA of Photinus pyralis (common eastern firefly), 2843 nucleotides long. RefSeq lists its product as uncharacterized. Gene Ontology annotation, biological process: DNA integration. The record is from RefSeq and is a predicted model, not a curated record. The transcript is spliced from 2 exons. Gene Ontology annotation, molecular function: nucleic acid binding. Bases 203 to 2167 code for a protein of 654 amino acids. Lineage: Eukaryota; Metazoa; Arthropoda; Insecta; Coleoptera; Lampyridae.